UAAGACCGAGGUCAACACAUGGAGGUAUAAAUACGAGUGAAGUUGUUCUUAUCAUUCACCUCCUGUGGUCUCCUGAAAAAGCCGCUAUGUUGCUGGUUGUCUCCCUGACCUUGCUUGUGGCCGUUACCCUGGCGCAACAGCCACACCCUUGCAGAAGUCCCGAACAGUUUGAGGGACGUCUUUCUACAUUCGACCCGGACAGGAGAUUUUACCGUACAGCCCGUUUCGCCUAUGACGACAGACAGAGAAGGUUCAGGGAAUUCGAGGAGGUUCAAGUGGGGCGUGACGUCGACUUCUUCGACAAACUCUACCUUUUCAACGAGGGCAAGGAGUACAGAGUCAAUCUACGUACCCGCACAUGCAAUGAGACUGGCAUCACACGUCCCUGGAUUCCAUUUGGCGUCCCCCCAGACGCUAGAUUCAGGGGAAACGCUGACAUCGGCGCUGCCGGCGUUCCUGAUGAACACGUCAUCGUCAACCUCUUCGACGGUACCAUUGACAACAACCCUUACUUCAUGACGGCGAGCGGAACUGACUGUAUCCCCAUCCAAGCAGGAUUUUUCAGCAACGACACUGGGGGUGUCCUCACAGAUUUCUUCGAUAUCUCCAUCGGUAUUUCUGACCCAGAGGCUUUCAUCCCACCCAGGGAGUGUUCCUCCUAAACAUAUUUACGACAUGUUUGUAAUUCAAUGUAUUUUGUACAAUAAAAUUGUAUUUUGAUGUAAUC
Haliotis rubra (blacklip abalone) is the source of this 727-nucleotide messenger RNA. RefSeq names its product mammalian ependymin-related protein 1-like. Gene Ontology annotation, cellular component: lysosome; extracellular region. Gene Ontology annotation, molecular function: calcium ion binding. Gene Ontology annotation, biological process: cell-matrix adhesion. Lineage: Eukaryota; Metazoa; Mollusca; Gastropoda; Lepetellida; Haliotidae. The record is from RefSeq and is a predicted model, not a curated record.